GUGGGGUUGAUUACGAGAAGGUCUGAAUUAAGCAGGUUAUGGAAAACGUAACAUCAGUGACGGACAGAUUCGCCCAAAGAGAAUAAACAGACCCACUGAGUAAGCACUAUAUUGGAAAAGGAUGGCGUCCCCUUCACCCCAUGACCGCAGCCGUAAAGACGAUGAUGAGGAUGACCCUGUUGAACAGAUGAUCUCCCGCACUGGCUGUGCUGAGCUGCACUAUGCUGUGCAGGAGUGCAUGGCUGAACACCAGGACUGGCGUGUGUGCAAGAGCCAGGUGCAGACGUUCAAAGACUGCAUGAUGAAUUUCCAAAUUGCACGGAAGGAACAGCUUAUGAAGCAGCGGCAGCAGCAGCCAGCCUCCACUGAGUCUGCACCCAGCUGAACUCACAUCACCCCCUGAAAAGACUGUACAGAACUUAAUUAUUGUUCAAAAAAUAAAGUAUGAUCAGCUACAAAAAAAUCUUGAUUGGACUUUUAAGUGUGUGUGUGUGUGUGUGUGUGUGUGUGUGUGUGUGUGUGUGUGUGUGUGUGUGUGUGUGUGU
Anoplopoma fimbria (sablefish) is the source of this 545-nucleotide messenger RNA. Its product is annotated as cytochrome c oxidase assembly factor 4 homolog, mitochondrial-like. The transcript is spliced from 2 exons. Bases 122 to 385 code for a protein of 87 amino acids. Gene Ontology annotation, biological process: mitochondrial respiratory chain complex IV assembly. Gene Ontology annotation, cellular component: mitochondrial intermembrane space. NCBI's taxonomy places the organism in Eukaryota, Metazoa, Chordata, Actinopteri, Perciformes, Anoplopomatidae. The record is from RefSeq and is a predicted model, not a curated record.